Clonostachys rhizophaga is the source of this 1107-nucleotide messenger RNA. Lineage: Eukaryota; Fungi; Ascomycota; Sordariomycetes; Hypocreales; Bionectriaceae. The record is from the annotation of a GenBank genome assembly.
AUGAAGGCUAUAAGAAGCGUUUUCCACACCACCGUGCUGAAUUUGCUGUACCGCCAGUUGGUGUUGAAUGAGAUGCCUAUAACGGAGUAUAAGCCGAGUUUUCUCAAAGAGGCAUGGGCAUUGCACGGCAUCGGCACAGCAGUUCUGCUGCUCCGCUUUGCCGUGCGCUUCAAGACGAUUGGAAUUAGCAGAUUGCAGUUUGAUGACCUGUUCGCCUUCCUCGCGUUAAUCUUCUACGCGUGCGACGCUGCGACGGUUCAUCUUGUUUACUUCCUUGGGACGAACGUAGAGGCAUCGACAAUCCAAACGCAACGAGAAUUAUGUCCCGAAGAUGUCGCUGAUUUUACACUUGGGUCGAAACUGCAACUUGUCGCUUGGUAUUCGUAUAUAGCUCUUCUCUGGUCGCUUAAAGGGACAAUGCUUUGUUUCUUUUCUUGGAUGACCAUCGGAACUUUGCAUAGUCUGCUAGCUAAGAUGAUCUCAAUCGCAGGCGCUUUGUCUUACAUUGCAGUGUCUUCACGAGUUGUACCAGAUCCCGGAACUAAGACGUCUACCGCUCACACCUUUAGAUACCACUGCCACAGUUCUCAAUGUGUUAACCGACGGAGCGAUGCUCUGCAUUCCGCUACCCUUACUAUGGAAGCUCUAAUUCCCCUUCUGGCAACGUAUAUUCACGAAUGUAUCAUCAGAAAGCUCGCUAUCGGUAUACUUCUAUCAUCGGGCAUAUUCGUCAUGGCAGCAGCGCUCAUUCGUCUCGGCUUCUCAUUGUCGUCAAACCCGUCUGCUGCUAACGUCAACAGCUGGGGCGUGCGAGAGACAAUCGUCGGUAUAAUUACAGUGAACAUCCCCAUCUUGCGCCCCAUGUUCAACCGUUUAUUCUGGAAACCGGGUCUCAGUCCUCCAGGAAGCGAGAGGCGAGCCAAGUCAGGAACCGGAACCGGCACUGGGAUCAAAAGCACACACAUAUCCGCGCAGAUGCCUGAGGCCUUUGAGAUGGCCACGGGAAAGGCAGGUCAUAUGAACAAUUACACAAGAUAUAGAUCCAGCACGGAUGGUGACAGUAGCGAAGAAGGUAUUCUGAGAGACCCGCAGCCUCCGUCUGUGCUA